Serendipita indica DSM 11827 is the source of this 4377-nucleotide messenger RNA. NCBI's taxonomy places the organism in Eukaryota, Fungi, Basidiomycota, Agaricomycetes, Sebacinales, Serendipitaceae. The record is from the annotation of a GenBank genome assembly.
AUGCGCCCAGAUGUCCCAAGAGCUCCCAGAACAUCCCGGCUUUCUGCAGCAUCCUCGUCGACGCCAUCCGCGACGACACUCGCCAGCACAUCUCUAAUUUCCACAAAUACAGCUCCUACCUCAUCCUCUUCCAUCCUCCCAAAGCCAAAGAUGGCCCCGCCCCUUGCCCCCGCCGUUGCUGGCCUCGUCCAACACGCCCGGCCCCUCCGAGCCGUCGUGUCGCGCGCGCUCCAGCUUCAUCCAGAAGAUGAGAGCGACAAUGUACUCGCGGUCGUCUUUGCUCUCCUCGAACGCGCUGGGAAUCGCGCAAUGUCCGUCAAGGAACUAGGCGAGGCCGCGUUUGCUCAGGGAUAUCUACGUACCAGCCCGUCUGCGGCUGGCCAGGCCAUUGGGACACACAUCCGCAACCACAUUGCUCGACACGCAGACGCUCCCUGGACGCAACUCCUUUCCAGCUACAAGCUCGAAGGCGGCACCCCAGACGAAGAGGCGCGCAUCGGUGGCGCCGUCUAUUGCGCCUCGCUCGCCUCUUGUCGACGCGGCACCACCGUCUGGUAUAUGUCAAGGGCUGCCGGUAAACCUUGUCCGUUUGAGCGCAUCGGCGUCUCUGUUCCUCAGCCCGUAGACCCCAGUGCCCCUCCUCCUACCACAUCAUCGUCCCCGCCGUUGUCUGGCCUCAAGCGGAAAAUCCCACCAGACGAGGCACACGAUGGCACGCGCCCUGCAAAGAUCCGAAUCACCCUCCGACUGCCCCCUCGCAAGCCCAUUCCAAAACGUCCCCGUCCAAUUCAUUUCCCGACACCCUCUAUUUCCGAUUCAGACUGCGAUGAUGACGACGACGACGAGAGCUCGACCGGACAGAGUGGUAGUGGCAGCAGCAGCAGCAGUGACGAGGAAAUGCUCGUCGACGACUUUAAUACGCUUCUUGCAGCCGAUGUCCCUAUCGCAAUUCCCUGUCCAGCAAGAGCCGCCCUCGCCUCGACGUUUACCGGCCAUCGCAGGCAGCCAAGCCACCACCACCAUCACCAUCAUCACCAUCAUCGUCAGUCCUCGCUAUCCUCCUUGGAUCCUGCAUCCUUUGUCCAGCAAUUCUUUGACACAUGCGAGCCUCCACCAGACUCGGAAGACGACGAUGACGACUUUCACAAUUCGAUGCUCCGUCCAAACGUCGACGAACAGCUCCAGGCGGUCAAAGAAGAGUUGGAUGUAGACGCCAUUGAAAUGGACGACGACGAAUUACUCCUUCAUUUCAAGACGGAAGACUUUUUGGAUCUCGACAUCAAGGAAGAGGAACUCGUCACACCGCCUCCUGCAACCGAGCCGAGCGGAGAAAUGACUGCUCAUCCAGAACUCGAUUGGUCUGGCGUCAAAGUUGACGAGGGGGUGUUUAGCCCACUCGAAAUGCUCGUCCCUCCUGGUGGCGACUCGUCGGCUGCUACCGCGCUCCAAACACCCGUCACGGCCACCCCAUUCAUCCAAUCCACUUUCCCUCUCCCAUCGCUCGUCACUGCUCGUGCGAUCCGCGCAGCCAUGUCCAGACAUUCGUCCAUUUCCGCACCGCCACCGACUCCGUGGAUCAAGACGGAGGAGGACCCGCUCCUGUUUCCUUCUCGUCUUUCUCCCGACGGUCUGUCCAUUCUAGAAGAAGACGAACUCCUCUCCAACCCGGAUGCGUUUUUCCCAAACCCUUCGACGAGUCCCGACCCACGGUUCCCAGAGGCGUCAUCAUCAAGUCCUGCGCCUAUUUUGCCAUCCGAAGUCGACCUGCUGCGGCCGUGGGAGAGUGAGACGUGGGCGCCGAUCCCAGGCCCCGAGAGUGUUAGCACAGACGAUGUCGAUAGCAUCACGUACACGGAUGUCACAGACGAUGUAACAGCAGCAACAGGUUUGGUUCAGCCCAGCACGUCUGCACCGAGCCUCAACCGCAGUUCGCUCUCAUUCCCCAUCCCGGUCACUUCACGCAUCCUCGGGACAAAUGGACGAGCGCCCAAGCCUCCUCGGCUUUCGAUGAGCGCACUGACGACGCUCAACAAGCACCAUAACCUGUCCCGCGUUCACGGUCAUGGUGGACAUGCACGACGACAUUCCCAUGCGGCCGGCGUAACGACCAAGAAUCGGAGAUUGUCCGUCAUUUCGACUGCAUUCUCCGACUGGACGAGUACAGGUACACCAGAGGAUGCCGAGACGUCUGCCGCGCCGCUCGCCACGCCUUCGCAUACGGGCUGGAGAAUGUUUCCGUGGCCGCCUGCAGCUCCUACGCCUACUCUUGCUGCUACCCCUGCACCUUGUUCUGUUGCGGGUGGUGUAUCGGAGAAUGAGGAAAAGGCCAGUGUCGAAAAGGAGGAUGUGAGCAUGGCGAGUCCCCAAGAGGCUUCGCCUUUGGUCCCAUUGGUCAACGAUGAGACGACGGAUGACGAGCUUCAUCGAUGCUUGUCUGCGCCCACGUUUAAUCAAGUCCUCCAGAAGACGCUCCCGACGGGUGUCCGGAUCUCGACUCUGCUCUUACUCGGUAUCCCGGUGUUUCAAUGUCGUAUCGAUUCGCCUCCUAUCGAGCUUAUUCGACGAAUGGACACUGAUUAUGUAAACAUUUCGACCAUUAUGUCUCUCGCCCAGCACCUCGCGCAAGCCACGGCCACUCGCUUCCGAAGCAAUAGCAGCGCAACCAAUGCCAGUACGUCGGGAACUUCUGCAGUAGCAUCGACUGCGCUCCCGACCCCGCCGCCUGCAGAGGAACUGCCGCCGAAUCAUGUCUACAUCAACUCGGGCGCGCGCGUCAUUCAUGGUGGAUGGGUCUCGUUGUCGACGGCGCGUUCAGUCGUCAAGAAUUAUCAUGAUUUGCCCGCCUACAUUCGUCGCGUGUUUCUUGCGGACCAACUUGCCGAAAAGUUUCCCGAACCGAUUCGGCAUGUCAAGGCCAUUUUGACCGCUCGACAAGCGAGUAAACAACAGCAAGUUGGAUUUGGAAAGCCAUUUGCGAAUCCGAGUUCGCUCAGCGCGCACGAGUUGCUUGUGAGCGUGACAUUGCCCCCUCGUACGACGCCGCGUUCUGCGGCAGAGGCCGGUGCGAAUUUGCCAUUGGCAGCCUCUGGUGUGGUUGUUCCUACUCCAUCUGCACCUACGACGAUGACGGCCCGCGGCGCGCCGCUUGCGCUCAAGACGAAAGCGGCUGCAGCUGCCGCGGCGGCUCGAGCGUCAUUCCCGCUUUCGCCAAUUGAUGCUGUGACGAAUGCGAAUGUGCAGCUUGGGAGGGUGAAUGCGAAUGGCGUCCAUCAUGGUGCAGCGAUUGCGCAACAGAACAUCAUGUCCCUGACGGAUCCGAUGGGCGAGCACGAUAAGCCCUGGACGACGUUGCUUGGCAAGACGAUGGUCGAGCCCAAAGAGGAGGAACCGCUCAAGCCUGAAGAAGAGGAGAUUCUCAAGGCGAUUCUCAAGAGCCCGCCACGGUCGCAGGUGCUCCCCAAGGAUGUUGAGGAAGAAGGGGAUAGUCAGGAAAUGUGUGUGGAUGACGAGUUGGAAGAGGAAGAAGUUGCGCGGGGCGUCGUCGACUUGUCGUCGGAUGUCGAACGAGAAGACAAGGAUGUUGGCGGACAAGAGGCUGAAGAGGAACAAGAAGAAGAGGAAGAGCCUACUAUCCGCAUGUCGACUCGUUCUGCGCGCAAGAGGGCGUCCGAGUCUGCGCCUCCAAAGCAAGUUUCGCAAACGCCUUCAGCGCCAUCGGCACCUGCUGCGGAAAAGACGACGAGGAGACGGAAUCUUCGCCAUGUACAGUCCGUCUCCAGCGUGUCUUCUGAACUUACCGUUUCGGAGAGCGAAUCAUCUGCGCCGCCGCCGUCGUUGGACAGUCGACCAGCGCUCAAGGGCAAGUCGACCAAUCAUCCUCUUGUCCCGACAUCGUCGUCGAACAUGGAACGUGCUGGCGCUGUAGAGGAUGUGAAGAAGGAGAGUGCCGCUUCGUUGCGCAGUCGUGCUGCUCGUGCACGAGGGCGUGGACGCGUCAAGCCACGAGGAGUCGUCACACACGGUGCAGAAAAUGGACCACGCGUGCGGAUCAUUGAAGUCGAAGAGCCCUCGCGUCCCUCGCCGACGUCGGAUGCUGAAUCGUCUGGAGAGGAAGAAGAGGAGAGCAGCAAGCCUCGACGAUCGGUCCGGAUCACCAAGCAGGUUCAUCCAACGAAUGCCACAGCUGAUCGUGCGACCAAGCGUGCUUCACUCAAGGAAAAGCCUGCUCCGGCUCCUACGACAAACGGUGCGUCUGGUGUUGAGAAGAGUAGCAAGACGCAUGAAGGUACGCGAACGCGAGGCAAGCGUGCGAGUACACCUGUUUCAGAGGCUAGCUCGGAACGAGUACGACGACGACAGACUGCGGCGCGGCACUAG